ACACUCCUACUCGGACCUACGGUUUGAGAACUUUGAGAACUUAGCAACUGUGAGUUCCAGAUCAUUCUGUAUACGGUGGUUCCGUCAGUGCACUAAAUUUGUUCCAAUUUAGUUUUACCCAUAGCAAAAUGAAAUCAUUAUAAACCUUUUCCCUCCUCAAUGAUUUCACACGAAACCCCUAGACAAAUAUCUAAAAUACCAUACGUGGUUUUCCGUCAUGAAAAGCCUCCUCUUCCUCCUUAUCCCGGCCAUCUUCGUAGCCGUCAAUGGCCGCGAAAUCCGCCAAAUCGUGAAGGAAGCCCUCGAAGGCCUUGCGGGAAACUGGCAGUCCCUCACCGACGACUUCACCGAUGACAGGAAAAUACGCCAAAUCAUGCUGAGAAACCGCCAAUACGACAUUCCCGGCGGCCGGGAAACCGGAAAGGAUACCGGGUUCGUCUGUGAUAGCUGGAGAUUCGCUGUUGAAACUAACAAUCUCCGAGAAUGGAAAAAAGUCCCUGACAAGUGUCAGGAAUAUGUUGGUGUUUAUAUGACAGGGGACAGAUAUGAAUCAGAUUCAGAGAUUGUUUCGGGAGAAGCAGAAAAUUUCGCCCGAAAUAUUAGCAUUUUGGGGGAUGGAAAAGACGUUUGGGUUUUCGACAUUGACGAAACUUUGCUCUCGAAUUUGCCGUAUUACGCUGAAAAUGGUUUCGGAUCAAAGGAUUUCAAUGAAGACUCCUUUAAUGAAUGGGUAGUUAAAGCCGAGGCACCUGCCUUACCUUACAGCUUAAAGCUGUAUAAUGAACUCAAGAAACUUGGGUUUCGAGUCAUCUUGUUAACAGGAAGGGAGGAAAGUCAGAGGACUGUGACUGCAGAGAAUUUGAUCGCAGCUGGUUACGAUUCAUGGGAGAGGCUUAUUUUGAGGGGGGCCAAGGAUAGUGGGAAGCCAGCCGUGGUUUAUAAAUCAGAGAAGAGGAUGGAGAUUGAAGGUGAAGGUUAUAGAAUUCAUGGCAACUCUGGAGACCAAUGGAGUGAUUUAUUGGGAUUUGCCAUCGGUAACAGAUCCUUCAAGCUUCCCAAUCCCAUGUAUUAUAUAAGUUGAAUUGUGGCACCAAAUGAACCACCGUCUAUUAUUUAAAUAAACAUGCAAUGUCAUGCUCUCUCUCCAUGCAUAUCCAUUAUGAAUGCAUAGCCGGUAGCUGCAAUGGAAUGUUCAGUUUAGCGUACUUUGAACCACCCCAUCAUUCAUGACACAUCCUGUAACCAUAUGUUAUAGCAGGCCAUCCCUUUUGCUUCA
Messenger RNA from Amborella trichopoda, 1276 nucleotides. RefSeq names its product acid phosphatase 1. Gene Ontology annotation, molecular function: acid phosphatase activity. The record is from RefSeq and is a predicted model, not a curated record. NCBI's taxonomy places the organism in Eukaryota, Viridiplantae, Streptophyta, Magnoliopsida, Amborellales, Amborellaceae.